Molecule: messenger RNA, 1116 nt
Organism: Spea bombifrons (plains spadefoot toad)
Lineage: Eukaryota; Metazoa; Chordata; Amphibia; Anura; Pelobatidae
Gene: GPR68
Product: G protein-coupled receptor 68
Exons: 1
Coding region: 1-1116 (371 amino acids)
Biological process (GO): G protein-coupled receptor signaling pathway; cellular response to pH
Cellular component (GO): membrane
Molecular function (GO): G protein-coupled receptor activity
Source: RefSeq, a predicted model, not a curated record
AUGGGAAACAUCACAGAGGACCCCGUCGAGUCCAACGUCACCGGCUGUACCAUCGACCACACCAUACACCAGACGCUGUUCCCCGUGGUGUACAUCACCGUCUUCGUCGUCGGCCUUCCAGCCAACUGCUUGUCCCUGUACUACGGCGUCCUGCAGAUCAAGGCCAGGAACGAGCUGGGGAUAUACCUGUGCAACCUAACAGCGGCCGACCUCCUCUACAUCUUCUCUCUGCCCUUCUGGAUCCAGUACGUCCUGCAGCACGACAACUGGACGUACAACGAGGCGAUGUGCCGGAUCUGCGGCAUCCUCCUGUACGAGAACAUUUACAUCAGCAUCGGAUUCCUUUGCUGCAUCUCGGUGGACCGCUACCUGGCGCUGGUCCAUCCCUUCAGGUUCCUUCAUCUCCGGACGAUGAAGGCGGCCGCCGUGGCCAGCUCCGUCAUUUGGCUCAAGGAGAUCAUGACCAGCUACUUCUUCUUCAAGCACGGAGAGUUCAGUAAAGAUCCCGACAGCCACGUCGUGUGCUUUGAGCAUUACCCCAUGAAAACAUGGGAGCACAGCAUUAAUUACUAUCGCUUCCUCGCCGGAUUCCUUCUCCCCCUCUUCCUGCUGCUCUUUUCCUACUGCUGCAUCUUUAAGGUGGUCCGGAAGAGCCAAGGAACUCAGACCAAGAAGAAACUCCAGAUCAAGCACUUGGUUCUCAGCACCGUCCUCAUCUUCGUGGUCUGUUUUGGGCCGUACCACGUCUUGGUGGUCAUCAGAAGCUUGUUCGAGAAAGACUGCGGGUUCGCCGCGAGCAUAUUCAACUUUUACCACAUUUCUUUGCUGCUCACCACCUUCAACUGCGCGGCGGAUCCGGUGCUGUACUGCUUCGCCAACGAGAACACGUACAAAGACUUCGUCAGGCUGAAAGGUUCUUGCUUGGCUCUGUCGCGGUGCCAGAAGGCAGCGAAGGGCUCCUACGAACUGAAUCGCGUGGAGACGACUAGCGAAGACAUCUGCAGGUCAAAGCCCGCGCCGUCUAAGAGCGAGACUUCUGUGCUGUGCGAGAACAAAGUUUCUGUUACCGAGUCACGUGGAACCGGAGCUGUCCACGGACAAAGGUCUGACUGUUAA